This is a messenger RNA of Lolium perenne, 4438 nucleotides long. Its product is annotated as auxin response factor 16. The record is from RefSeq and is a predicted model, not a curated record. Lineage: Eukaryota; Viridiplantae; Streptophyta; Magnoliopsida; Poales; Poaceae. Gene Ontology annotation, molecular function: DNA binding. Gene Ontology annotation, biological process: regulation of DNA-templated transcription; response to hormone. Gene Ontology annotation, cellular component: nucleus.
AGCACUCAUCUCCGGCGUCCGUUCCGUGCACCGCCACGCAUGCUCACGCCUCCGUCGUGCGCACCCUAUAGCUUGCCGCUCUCGCGCACCCGCCGUCACCGCCUUCCACCACCACGUCAGGAACACGGCGGCGACCCCCGAGAACGCACGGGCCGCGUCGCCGUCGCGGCAGCCCCGAGACACCGCACACUAGCCGAACCGGGCAAGCCGACAAGGAACGAAUCCCCACCCGUCGCCGUCCGCCGCCGUUACCUUGCCGGCACCGCGUCGCCGUCGCGCCCACGCGCCCCGCCCGUGCCUGCUCCCUCCCGCAACCUGCCGCGACGCCCGGCUCGGCAAAGCCAUUCUUUUUUCACCGCGAGGUGCGGCCGCUGCCGCGCGCCGCACGAGCUGCCAGCGCCCGCCCCGCGCGCCGUCCCCUCCCAUUUUUUAAACCCCCUUGUCUCCCUCCUCCGCAUCUCACCACCUUCACCCCUCCCCGCUUGUCUCUCACCCGCCUCCUCCCCAACGGUCCCGGCCAAGAACGAGCACCCGCGCCCCCACCACCGCGCUUUUGCCGGUGCUCGGAGCGCAUCGCCGGUCGCCAAAGGCGACAAACCACUCCUACCGCGGUCGCGGAUGCUCGUCGGAAGCUAAGCUCCGGGGCGUGCGUGUUGGACGAGCGGAGGCACCGCGGGCGAGCUGUUGUCGACUGCGCACGACGACGGCGACGGCGUGGCGGGCAGCGAGGAGGAUUCGCGCGCGCCGCCUCGCUCGCUUUGCGGGGAGCGCUCGCCUCGCCUCCCUCCUCCACUGAUCGCGAAUUUUAUACUCGCCGCCGCCGCCUCGUGCUGCCCACUUUAGCCGGAAAGGCUGGGGCGCCUUCCGAGCUAGCAGUACCAGUAGCUACUAUCUACUGGAUAAAAGGGGAACGGGAGGUGGAUAUUCGCGUAUCCGGAGCUGAGAUUCGGAUCCGGAUCUCGCCAUCACCGUCACCGGGAUGAAGGACCAGGGAUCGGCCGGCGCGUCGCCCGGCCCGCCGGAGGGGGAGAAGAAGGCAAUCAACUCGGAGCUAUGGCACGCUUGCGCUGGGCCGCUGUCGGCCAUGCCGCCGGUGGGCAGCCUCGUCGUGUACUUUCCACAGGGCCACAGCGAGCAGGUUGCCGCUUCGAUGCACAAGGAGGUGGACAUCAUCCCCAAUUACCCGUCUCUUCCAUCUAAGCUCAUCUGCAAGCUUCUGAGCCUCACCUUGCUGGCAGAUUCUGAAACUGAUGAAGUUUAUGCUCAGAUGACGCUUCAACCUGUUAGCAAAUAUGAUCGAGACGCAAUGCUGGCAUCAGAGCUGGGUCUGAAGCAAAACAAGCAGCCAGUGGAAUUCUUUUGCAAGACGCUGACGGCGAGCGACACAAGCACUCAUGGAGGAUUCUCGGUGCCACGUCGCGCAGCGGAAAAGAUAUUUCCUCCACUAGACUUUUCGAUGCAACCACCAGCCCAAGAGAUCAUGGCCAAGGAUCUUCAUGACAUCUCAUGGAAAUUUCGACACAUUUUUCGAGGUCAACCAAAGAGGCACCUUUUGACAACUGGUUGGAGUGUCUUCGUCAGUACAAAAAGGCUAUCAGCUGGUGACUCAGUUCUGUUUAUAAGGGACGAAAAAUCUCAGCUUCUCUUAGGCAUACGCCGUUCUAUCAGACCCCAACCAGCUCUAUCAUCAUCAGUUUUAUCAAGCGACAGUAUGCACAUUGGUAUUCUAGCUGCAGCAGCCCACGCCGCCGCAAACAGUAGUCCCUUUACAAUUUUCUACAAUCCAAGGGCGAGCCCAUCGGAAUUUGUCAUUCCUUUAGCAAAAUAUAACAAGGCUUUGUAUACACAAGUUUCUCUUGGGAUGCGGUUCAGGAUGCUGUUCGAGACUGAGGAUUCAGGGGUCCGAAGGUAUAUGGGAACAAUCACAGGUAUUGGUGACUUGGAUCAAGUUCGGUGGAAGAAUUCUCAUUGGCGAAACCUUCAGGUUGGCUGGGAUGAAUCAACUGCAUCAGAGAGGCGCACCCGUGUUUCAAUAUGGGAGAUCGAACCAGUUGCCACGCCAUUUUAUAUCUGUCCACCACCUUUUUACAGGCCAAAACUUCCUAAGCAGCCAGGAAUGCCAGAUGAUGAAAGCGAGGUUGAGAGUGCAUUCAAAAGAGCCAUGCCUUGGCUUGCUGAUGACUUCGCCCUAAAAGAUGUCCAAAGUCAAUUAUUUCCUGGCUUGAACCUAGUCCAAUGGAUGGCUAUGCAGCAGAAUCCGCAGAUGCUACCAGCUGGUGCUUCAGCUGUGCAAUCCCCGUACUUGACCUCCAGUGGGAUGGCUAUGCAGGAUGGGAUGGGCACUGGCAAUGAAGACCCAACAAGAAGAUUUAAUAUACAAGGCCAAAAUAUUGGUUUGCCCAACUUACAGGUUGGUUCAAAAAUGGAUCACUCUGUAAUGGCUCAACAUCAACAGCAGUCUCACCAACUAUCACAGCAGCAGGUCCAGCAAUCACAGCAAAGUUCUGUGGUUCAGCAACAGCAAGCCCAGCUGUUGCAGCAGAAUGCUAUUCACCUCCAGCAGCAGCAAGAACAUCUCCAACGACAACAGUCUGUGCCGCUGCCGCUGCCGCAGCAGCAGCAAGAACAUCUCCAACGGCAACACUCACAGCCACAGCAGCAGCAAGAACAACUCCAACGACAGCAGCAGUUGAAUACUGCUGCAAGCAUGCAGUCAAUGGAGCAACAUAAGCUGAGAGAACAACAGCCCCAAGGUGGACAGGCUAUUUCACAAGCACAACUGUUGAGCCAGAUUUUCCAACCAUCUUCAUCUCAGCUACAGCAGUUGGGGUUACCCCGGUCACCUACCCAGCGCCCAGGAUUUCCAGGUUUACCAACUCCAGGUUCUAUGCAGCAGCAAGCUUUAACCCAGACUCCACAGGUCCAGCAAGCAGCAGAAUAUCAGCAAGCCCUCCUACAGAGUCAGCAACAGCAAUUACAACAACUAUCACAACCAGAAAUGCAGCUCCAGCUGCUCCAAAAGAUCCAACAACAAAAUAUGUUAUCUCAGCUGAACCCGCAACAACAGUCCCAGUUGAUUCAGCAGUUGUCUCAGAAAAAUCAGGAAUUUCUCCAACAACAAAUAUUGCAACAUCAGUUAGGUGGCUCUGAUGCUAUGGGUCAGUUCAAACAAUCACAACAAACACCUUCAAACCAUAUCACAGGAUCUUUGACGCCCCAGCAGCUUGUAAGGUCUCACUCGGCGCUUGCCGAGAGUGAGGAUCCAUCAAGCUCAACCGCUCCUUCAGCCAGCCGUAUUUCUCCAAUGAAUUCGUUGAGCAGAGCACACCAAGGGAGCAGAAAUUUAACUGACAUGACAACAUCACCACAUAUUGAAAACUUACUUCAGGAAAUCCAAAGCAAGUCAGACAAUCGAAACAAGAAUGAUAUGCAGGGUAGCAAAGAAUCAACCCCUGUACCCAAUCGAUACCCAGUUUCAGAUCAACUUGAUGCAUCGUCUGCCACCUCCUUUUGUUUAGAUGAGAGCCCACGAGAAGGCUUUUCUUUUCCCCCAGUUUGUUUGGAUAGCAAUGCUCAAGUUGAUCCAAGAGAUAACUUCCUUAUUGCGGAAAAUGAGGACUCGUUGAUGCCAGAUGCCCUAUUAUCAAGAGGGAUGGCUUCAGGAAAAGGUAUUUGCAAUUUGCCUUCUGAACAAAGGGAUCACAGGGAGGUUGAGAAUGAGCUAUCCUCUGCUGCAUUCAGUUCCCAGUCAUUUGGUGUUCCUGACAUGUCCUUCAAGCCUGGAUGUUCAGGUGAUAUUGCUGUUAAUGAUGGUGGAAUACCAAGCCAAGGAUUGUGGAAUAAUCAAACACAGAGGAUGAGAACUUUCACUAAGGUUCAAAAGCGUGGAUCUGUGGGGAGAUCUAUUGAUAUCACACGGUAUACAAAUUAUGAUGAACUUCGGCAUGAUCUUGCAUGCAUGUUCGGUAUUCAAGGGCAGCUUGAAGAUCCCUACAGAAUGGACUGGAAGCUAGUCUAUGUUGAUCAUGAGAAUGACAUCCUCCUUGUUGGUGAUGACCCCUGGGAGGAGUUUGUGAGCUGUGUGAAGAGCAUCAAAAUACUAUCAUGUGUUGAAGUACAACAAAUGAGUUUGGAUGGUGACCUUGGUGGCAUCCCUCCACAGACACAAGCUUGUAGUGCAUCUGAUGAUGCAAAUGCUUGGAGAGGCUAAUCAUGUGAAUACAAAUGAAUAUGCUUCUUACCAUUGAUUGUUUAAAGGAUACAUAGAGCUUUAAGGAUCUAAUACAACUAGUGUUAUUCUAAGGUUAGACCUAGAGUCAACUCGCUGACAAAUUGAUCAGAAUGCUUCUAGCGGAAGAUGAACCGCCUUAUUUGGGAGCUCUGGACAUCCUAUUCCCACUAAAAUUUGGCUGACUUAUCAACAUUGACCAGAUUAAUU